GGGGCGGGAUAUUCAAAUGGGCGUCACCUUUCCGACCUUUUCGGUGAUAAAGCAGCAGCAAAUGUUGUAAUCGAGCAGAUAAGGAGGGUAUGUUAUCUGCGAUGCGAGCGGAUCUUUCGAAUUGGAAGGACAAGUGCAAGAACAUUUGUUGUCGGAGACGCGGCGAUGGAUGAGACAGCAACAGCAACAGCGGCAAUGGCAGUCGGACAGCUCAGGAACUUUGCAAAGGCGGGAAGGAAGAUCGCCGGCGCCGGAAUGAAUUACAAGGCGUUGCUUCCCAUUCUGAAGGUGGAUGCGCCGAAGGAGCCGGUGAUCUUCCUGAAACCGUCGACCUCUUACAUCACCGAAGGACAGCGCAUCGUGAUUCCGAAGGGAUUCGCGGUGAACGAGGAGAUCGAGCUGGGCGUGGUUAUCGGAAAGGGCGGGAAGAACAUCGAGGUGGGUGCGGCCAUGGACCACGUGGGCGGUUACUGCGUCGCCCUGGAUAUGACCGCAACCUCUGAACUGACGACCGCACGGAGCGCCGGACUGCCGUGGUGCAUCGGCAAAGGAUUCGACACUGCCUGUCCAGUGAGCAGGUUCAUCGAAAAGUCAGAGAUUACGGAUCCGCACAAGGUGCAGCUGUGGUGCACGGUAAACGGGCAACCCAAGCAGAAGGGCAACACCGACGAUCUCAUCUUCGACGUGCCGCAGCUCAUCAGCUUCGUAUCACGUUACAUGACUCUGGAGCCGAACGACCUCAUCCUCACCGGAUCACCGCCUGGCAUGGGACCAGUCCACCCAGGCGACACGAUCGAGGGCGGCAUCGAGGGAUUGCUCUCCGUAAAGUUCGCGGUAACAAGUGAAUAACGUUUAUUCUCUAAAAUCUGUUGUAAAAUAAUAAAAAAAAAAUUAACUGGAAUUGGAACAAAUAUACACUUCUCUCUCUCUAUA
Nicrophorus vespilloides is the source of this 933-nucleotide messenger RNA. RefSeq names its product acylpyruvase FAHD1, mitochondrial. Lineage: Eukaryota; Metazoa; Arthropoda; Insecta; Coleoptera; Silphidae. The transcript has 4 exons. The record is from RefSeq and is a predicted model, not a curated record. The coding region runs from base 166 to 849 and encodes 227 amino acids. Gene Ontology annotation, molecular function: acetylpyruvate hydrolase activity. Gene Ontology annotation, cellular component: mitochondrion.